This is a messenger RNA of Xyrauchen texanus (razorback sucker), 5074 nucleotides long. Its product is annotated as kinectin-like. The coding region runs from base 124 to 3897 and encodes 1257 amino acids. Gene Ontology annotation, cellular component: endoplasmic reticulum membrane. Gene Ontology annotation, biological process: microtubule-based movement; protein transport. The transcript is spliced from 36 exons. The record is from RefSeq and is a predicted model, not a curated record. Gene Ontology annotation, molecular function: kinesin binding. Lineage: Eukaryota; Metazoa; Chordata; Actinopteri; Cypriniformes; Catostomidae.
CCGCCCAGUGCAACCGAAAAUCUCAGAAACCGAAUAUUUCAGAAACCGGAGCCGCAGUCCUCAUCGCUCUCCUUCAGGAACACCUCAUCCCGACAGUAAUAAUAGCAAGGACAUCACCGCAGAAUGGCGCUGGACGUGGCUGACUCACAGUACCUCCUCAUCCUUGCACCGUCACUGGUCAUUGCUCUCAUGUUCCUCUUUUUCUGGCUCUUCAUGAAAGAAACUUCCUAUGAUGAGGUUCUGGCUCGUCAGAAACAAGAUCUUAAACUGCCACCCACCAAACCCGAUACAAAGAAAAAGAGCGAGAAAAAGAAGAACAAGAAGAAGGAGACUGGUGUAGGUGGAGGCGGCGAGUCAGAGGAAGACUUAAAGGAUUUCGAUACAUCUGAUGCCACUCGCCCAGCCUCAAAUGAUGACGAUUUUGAGGCGGUACCCGUGACUCUACCUGUUGCGGUUCCGGUCCAGGCAGAGCCUCUGUCUGGAAUAAGGGAGAGAAAAAAGAAAGAGAAGAAGCCAAAAGCUGCACCAACUGUUGCCCUCCCUGCUCGUAUCACCCCACCUACCCCUGCUGUCUCUGAAGAACCGGAAGUCAAUGGCUCCAAACCUGCUGUCCGUAAAGAGCAACCCAUCCCCCUGACCAAGCAGUCCAGCCCACUGCAGCCUCAAGCCACACCCCCUGCCCCCACUAACACUACCAGCAAAAAGAAGUCCAAGAAGCAGAAGAGUGAGUCUGAAGAGCAUCCACCUGAGAUUCAGCCUGAUCUGUCUCCUCCUGCAGUGAAGGAGGAGCCUGUGAUCAUAGAGGUGAAAGCACAAGAUGUAGCCGCUACUGUUACCACGUCAGCACCACCAACCACCUCUAGUGGCAGCGGGCGGAGGAAGAAAAAGCAGAAGGUGGAACCAGCUGUCACAUUGGAUGAGGCACAUGUCCUGUCUUCAGUCCCGGUCACGCAGACUGACGCUGCCCCAACCAACCACCAGAACAACCAAAACAAUGAGGUCCUGUCCUCUGCUCCUGUUAUCACCAAACAUAGCAAGAAACAGAAGAGUGAAACCAACAAAGAGAACUCUGAGGUGAAGCUGAAGGAGCUGUCGGCCAGUUUGAGUGGUCUGGUGCUGUCAGACUCCGAUGUGGUCAGUCUGGUCUCGGUGCUCCGAGACAAGAGUCCCAAUGCGCUGGACACCUGGUAUAAGUCUGCUGCCAAGUUUGAGCCCUCAGUUCAGCAGCUAGCAGAGAAAGAGCGUCUUUUGAGCACACUACAGGAGGAGGCAUCCAUUGCCAAGGGCAAAGUCAAACAGCUCAGCCUGGAACUGCAGGCUGAGAAGCAGAAGACUGGCCGUGUGGAGUCUAUGCUGCAUGAACAGCGUGUCGCCAGAGAGAAAGACAUCAUGCAGACUAAAGCUCAGAGCUAUCAGGAGAUGCAGAUUAAGUUCCAGCAGGUAAGAGAACAGCUGGAGGGUCAAAUUGCUCGACUACAGCAGGAGAAUGGCAUUCUGAGAGAUGCUGUGGAAAGAUGCUCCACCACCAACCAGAUGGAAACCAAGCAGUCAUCUGAGCUGAAUAAACUGCAUUCUGAAUGCAACAGUCUGAUGAAAGAGCUGGCAGACACCAAAAACAAGCUGCAGCAGGAAGAGUUGCAGCGGAAGAGUCUUGAAGUCAACUAUAAGCAGAAUGUGUCCCAGUUGGAGGAUGCCAAACGUCGUUGGGAAGAGCUGCAGAACUUUUUGCUCAGCGUGAACUCUGAAAGAGAAAAGCUUCAGGGUGCUAAACAAGAGCUGCAGAAUCAGCUGAUGUCAGUGGAGACAGAGAUCACCACUAAAAACAAGGAGAUCCAGAACCUGCACAGCAACCUGACGGAUACGCUCAUCUGUAAAGAGCAGGAGCAGCAGAAGGUCAUGCAGCUGGAGCAGAAGGUCCUGCAUCUGAUAGAGGCAUCACAGCACACCAUGAAACCUGACGACCAACUACAGGAGCAAAUCAAGGAUCUUCUUAACGAGAAGAAAACGCUAAAAGUUCAGAUUGAUAACCUUCAGGCUCAGCUCAACUCUCAGGCUACAGCAGUAUCGCAUUUUGAUGAGCUUCAAAAACUGCUGGCUGAGAAAGAGCUACAGAGAAAGAGUCUAGAAGAUUCUCUCAAUGCAGAGAGGAGCAGCGGCGCCAGCAGAGAGACCAACAUGCAGGCCAUUCACAAUGAAAAUAUAGCAUUGAAGGCAGACCUCCAGAAUCUGCAGGCACAAAUUUCUAAGAAGGCCAUAUCUGUGGAUCAGCUUCAGCAGAGUGUUCAGCAUCGUGAUGAAAAGGUAAAGACUGUGGAGACCCUGCUGGAGUCCAGCCUCAUUCAGAUGGCCAACAAGGAAGAGGAACUGAUGCUGAUUAGAAAAGAGUGUAAAGGUUUGAAAGAGCAACUGGAGGCAGUACAGAAACAGAAUGCAGAACAGGCGAUGACAGAAACAACAGUAGAAGAGCUACAGCAGAGGAUUAAGGAGAAGGAUGAACAAAUUAGAUCAAGUGAGGAGAGUUUACAGUCAGCACUGGACAAAGAAUCAGAAAGACAUAAGGCAAUAAAGGAUCUGGAGCAGCAGGUUGAGGCUCUGAAGGCUGAACUGGUCCAGCUAAAGAGCAAAGAAACCCAGUCAAACUCAGACAUGAGUGCACAACUCCAGGAGCUUCAGGCUCAGUUAACGACUAAGGACCAGGAUGUUCAGAGACUUCAGAGGGAACUGGAGAAGGGAAUGCAACAGCAGCAGCAAACUGUUUCAGCAGCACCCAGCCAGGAAUUAUUAUCAGCGCUCACGGAGAAGGACAAGUGUCUAGCUGAACUUCAGGCAGAGCUGAUUGAGUUGAGGGAAUCGGUGGAGCUUCAUCGCAAGAAGAACAAUGAGCUACGGGAGAAAAACUGGAGCGCUGUGGAGGCGCUGUCAGCCACCGAGACCUUACUGCAGGGAAAACUCACCAAGAGCGCCAAGGAGCAUCAGACGGCGCUGGAGUCUGCGGAGGCGGAAUGUCGAGCGUUGCUGCACAGACUCCUGCCGCAUGUGCCCAUGCCCACUGACCAGAACCACAAGCAGUGGCUGCUGAAGUUUGAGACAUCCAUGAGAGAGUGUUCAGCUGGAGAGCAUGCUGUUGCCAUGGCGAUGACAUCUGCGUCAGGGGCUGAAGAUGCCCAGGCUUUAGCAGAAAAGUUGGAGGCGGCUGAAGAGGCAAAGAAAGUUCUACAGAAAGAUUGUGAGACGUACAAGAAAGUGCUUGGAGAGACGGAAGGGAUCCUGCAACGUCUGCAGAGCAGCGUUGAGCAUGAGGAGACGCGCUGGAGGGAGAAGUUGGAGCAGUCCCAGGCUGACCUUAAAGAGAUGUCUGUGAGGAUAAUUACACUGGAACAGGAAGUGGACAGACUCAGUUCAGAUGGCGAUCUAGAGAGUCUUAGGAGAGACAAGCAGCACCUUGAGGCUGAACUGGAGAGAGCAGAGCGUGAGAGCGCCACCUACGUGUCAGAAGUCAGAGAGCUCAAUGAUCUCUUGGCUGAGUUGCAAAGCAAACUCCAUGGCUCGUACACAAAGGCCGUCAACCAAAAUGAGGAGCUAAAUUUGCUCAAGACGCAGCUGAAUAAGACAUUGAGUAAACUUGAGAAAGAGGAGAUUGAGAGACAGAAAGUGGCUGGAGACCUAUACAAGGCCCAGCAGUCUCUGGAGUUAAUUCAGGCAGAGAUCAUUAAAGAAGCAGGACAGGCUGACCUGAUAGAGACCACGAGCCUCACGCAAACGGAGGAGAUUGACCGUAAGGAGAAGAUGACUGCAGGCUUGAAUCAGACAGUACAGGAACUACAGGAACUUCUCCAGUCUGUCAACAGACAGCUUACCAAGGGACACGAAAGGGAUGAUGGUGACAUUAUACUCUGAUUAUAAACUCUAGGUAAACAGAGGAGGGCUUCAGUGCACUCAUACAGACAUAUAUCAACAUACCACAGUAAUCCACCAACAGAUUCCAGCCCUGUUUACUACACCAGAUUAAACGCGUGUUCUCCAGUUAAACCGAACCAAACCCUGCACACUCCAACCUGGUGUCUAGUUCUCCUAAAAGGGCAUUGACUGGACCCUGACCACAUACACGCAGUGAACCGGAUCCCAUGCCUGUGUUGACUCCUACUGUGGCAUUCCUCAUAUUCAGUAGACUUAUACAAGGCCAAAAGCAUCCGAUAGCCAAGAUGGUUUGACUCGUUGACGUUUAAUUCAUUUGACCCUUUUUCAGGCAGAGUACUUUUAAUGCUACUUUUUGUUAGCUCUCUUUGACCAGAGAGGUUUUUAUUCAUCAAUGUUCUUUCGUAUAAAGAACAUUGAGGCUAUUUGUGUUGUUUUAAUGAUAUUAUAACUGUUAGGAUCCUACUGACACUCACUAUGUUGUGUUCUCGGCUCAUGUCUUGAAACUCUAAACUCUGAGGCACAUCCAAAAGACUCCUGUUAAACAAAUAAAUCCUCUUUUUCACAUUCAGAAAUGUUAAUUUUACUGAGUUUAGUAUGUCUUUCUAAGGGUCCCAUUUUUAUGUGGGACAAGUUAUGAUAUCAUUGAUGACAGACGGUUAAAUCUGUGAUGAACUGCAUUAAGUCCUGCCAUUAAAAGUGUGAUCACUGGGCAAUAGAUUAAAAGGGAAAGAGGUGUCCUCCUCAUCUGUAAUCAACACAAUCUAUACAGUUGCUAAUUGCAUUAAUACUGAAUAUUUCAUUUUUUGUAAAACAGGUGACCGGUAAUAAAAGGGAUGCUUGAUUUAAAAAAAAAAAUGCAGUGUGGCCUCCAAAUUGUAUAACUGUUUGUGUUUUGUGUUAAGGUGAAAUUGGUGGGUGUAGGCAUUAGUUUAUAUAGGCACCAGCAAUCUAAUUACAUUUUUCAGGGAUGACAGUAUGGCAAAAUGUACACAUGUUGCUGUAAUUUUACGUCACCAAAAAUAAAUGCAGUAUUUUACAUAGAAACUACUUUAAUUCCAUUUGAAGUUACUUCAUUAUAGCAGGAAUUUACAGCAUUUAUCAAUUUUGGGAAAUAAAGUUUUUCAGAUUCAUGAAAAGCGGUAGACAAUCUAAGAAA